AAACCCUUGCCAUGGACACGCUCGUGUUGUCUGUGCCGGGAACUGGAUGCAGCCACUCCAACCAGAAUUAAAUAGAUGACCUCUGAUGAGAAAUGGAUGGUGAUGGUGAUGUGGACCCAGGCAGGAACGACUUGCCCCUCAGAGCCAACACCAACCACAUCCUGGUCAGACACUAUGUCUUGGACCUGGACAUACACCUCCAAACUAAGGUUAUCACUGGUACUGUGGUGCUCUUCCUGGAGCCAGGCCCAUUGGCUGGCGAUGGGAAUGGGGCUGGGGAAGGCGCCCCCACCCCACCCCAACCAUCCCAAACUGAUGACUCCUGGGAGGAUGAGAGCCACAGAGACUUUACCUUAGUUCUGGACUGCUGUGACCUCACUGUGUCAAAAGUAGAGGAGUUGGACGUGACCUCUGUGUCGGAUAUGCAGGGUCUCCUAAAGGAGGUCAAGGGUGAGGGGUCAGGGGUUGAACCACAACCAGACAGCCAAUCAGCUGUGCUCAUUCAGAGGCUGAUCUCCCUACCGUCCACCCAAUGGAAAAAGCAACACCACCUGUACCUCCAGUGCAGUCAUGCCCCUGCUUCUGAGGGUGGGGGACCCCUCAUCUUCCACACUGACCGCUGGAGCCUGCAGGUGAGGAAGAGGGGGGUUCGGACCCUCCUGGAGUUCCCCCGAGCCCUGAGGGUCUGCUACAAGACCAAGCCGGAGGGAGGCUCUGUCAGGUGGACUAAAGAUCAGGACAACAGGUCAUGUGUUUACACCGCCGGCUCCCCCAUCAACAACCGUGCCCUCUUCCCCUGUCAGGAGCCUCCUGUCGCCAUGUCGACGUGGCAGGCCCAGGUACGAGCCCCUAGGGAGUGUGUGGUUCUAUUGAGUGGAGAGAACCAGGCCCAGCCCACUCACCUGCACCACACAGGUCUCUCUAGCUGGGACUACUAUGUCACUAUGCCUAUGCCUGCCUCCACUUUUACCUUGGCAGUGGGUUACUGGCGCCAGGCCACAGCACAACUUUCCACAGCACAGCUUACCCCUCCUGUGCAGGGUACAAGGGCUGGGGCCUCCCAUACGCAUGCUGGCAGCUUGGACCUGAAUCCAUUCACCAACAUGGACCAUCCCGUCAUCACCAGCCCACAGUCUACAUUAGUUUACUCAGGCCUGAAGGAUGAGAAGCACUCUGAGAGCGACUGCUCAGGUCUGGGUGAUGACAACUUCACCUGUUGCCAUGCUGAUUACCCCUGUCCAUUCACCGACCCAUCCGCCUGGAGCCAAGAGGUGGUCCCUCACCGGAUCUUUGCCCCGCCCUCUCUGCUGCACAAGGCCCAGGUCCAGAUCCUCCCCAUUCUGCCUGGCUGCCUGGCUGCAGCCCACGCUACCCUGGGGGUCCAUCCCUUCCCCCGCCUCGACGUACUCAUCGUCCCAGCAGGCUUCUCUAGUCUGGGCAUGGCCAGCCCCCACAUCAUAUUCCUGUCACAGAGUGUGCUGUGUGGAGAGAGAGAGGGAGACGGAGAGAGAGAGGGAGUUGGAGGAGAGCGGGGCCUGUCUCUGUGUGGGUCUCGUCUGUGCCAUGAGCUGUCCCACUCGUGGUUUGGCCUGGCCAUCGGGGCCCGGGACUGGACAGAGGAGUGGAUCAGUGAGGGCUUUGCCACCUACCUGGAGGACAUCAUCUGGGCCCGGGCACAGCAGUUGUCCAGCAAAGAGACAGAGGAACAGUCUAAACUCAAGGCUCUGCUGAGGUGGAGGAGACUCUCAGACGAACUACAGAACUCUGAGGAGCAGCUGCAGAUCCUCAGGCCCAACAUGGAGAGUACAGGCCAGGUCAGUGAGUCUGGGUCGUCCCUGGUCAAACAUGCCCUCAACCCUGAGAAAGCCUUCAUGCAAGUCCACUACCUCAAGGGCUACUUCCUCCUCAGGUUCCUGGCCAGUAAAGUAGGACACGACUACUUCCUCCACUUCUUCAGGCUCUUUGUAAAGAAAUACCAUGGACAACUAAUUCUCUCUCAGGAUUUCUUGCAAAUGCUGCUGGAGACCUUUCCUGACAUGGAGAGACAAGGCCUAACCCUUGAAGCUAUUUAUGCAGACUGGCUGGAUCGGCCAGGAAUUCCUAAGUGGCUGUGUGAAGGGAGAGCCGUACGGACACAGACUCGGCUGGUGGAAGAAGUCAAAGCGGAGGUAGCAAAAUGGAUUGGUCUCAGUCCGAGCGUUGGAAAAGGCAGAAAGCGGAAGAAAGCAGGACUGAAGGUGAACUUCAAAGAGGUGAUGCCGGAGCAGCUGGUGUUGCUUUUGGAGCUUCUGCUGGAGGAGGCGGAGCUAAGUGUGACAUCACUGCGUACGAUCAAGAGAACCUACGAUCUACCGAAGCAGGACGCUGAGGUGAGGCAUCGCUGGUGUGAGCUGGUGGUCAAACACAAAUACGCUCAGGCUUAUGGAGAUGUGGAGCACUUCCUCAUACACGACCAGGCCAUGGGUGUUUAUCUGUACGGGGAGCUGAUGGUUCAAGAGGACACUAGGCAACAGGCGCUGGCCAGGCGCUGCCUCUCAUUGGUCCAGAACGAAAUGGACCAAUCAGCUCGCAGAGUGGUAGAGGAGAUGGUCCUAUGAGGUGGCACACAAAAAGGCUGCCCAGCUGCCCGCCUUGGGACAUGGAAGGGAGAGGAAACACUGAGAAAGUAAUGCUCUCACUACUUCCCCUCCAGACAGGAAGACCAAACGCCAACCUGUUUUCUUUCCUGCAUGAUCAAUGAAGUUAAAGCACUGUACUGUACAUACUAAUAGUAAUAGGUGAUGUGUAGAUAGGACUGCGUCCUAAAUGGCACCCUAUUUCCUAUAUAGUGCACUACUUUUGACCAGUGCCCUAUUAGCCCUUUGACUUUGGGCAAAAGUAGUACACUAUAAUGGGAAUAUGGUGUCAUUUGGGACACCCAUAGUUAUGUUCUCCAGAAUUCUCAAAAAUAUAGGAAUCAGAAAAUAAAGACUAUUCUCAUGGCAUUUUUAUAAAUGUAAUAAUGCCUCUUUACUGAACUUUCUGAUUUAGCCUCAGUUUCAAUUCUCCUCAUUAGGAAAUGCGACUGAGAAUGAGAUUUGGGUCUUGGAGGUGUCCUUUGAUGUGGAGAUUUGGGUCUUGGAGGUGUGCUUUGAUGUGAGUGUUUCUUGUGUGUUCGAACGUGGGAUCGUUUGUACAUUCAUUCUGCAAAAAACAGUACAGCUACAGUCACUCACCCUUCUCACCCACCCUUUGAAACAGUCUAACCAGGUCUUGUGUCUGGAAGCCACCUGCAGAUUCAUACUACAGCUAUGACAAUCAGUUUGUAUUACUAAUAGUAUGGAUUGGGAUUAUGGUUUAUUUUUUAGCUAGCUAUCUACAUUACAUGACCCAUCAAGUUAGCCAGGUGUGUCUGGCGGUGAUUACGGCCAUCUACUGUAUUUCAUGAACAUGUCUAGACAAUAGUGACCCAUCCACUUAGCUGGAUGUGGCUGGGGAGUGGUUAUAGCAUGACCCAUCCAAUUUAAACAAGUGUGUCUGGGUAAGCAUCAUCUAAUAAUUAGCGAAUAUUUUUAUCUGGACACUGUCUGUUUUUUGAUAUUGCUACGAAUCGAAUAUGUAAGUAAACAUUUCACUGUACCGUUUACACCUUUGUAUCCUGUGCAUGUGACAAAUAAACAUUGAUUUUAUUUGA
This is a messenger RNA of Salvelinus namaycush (lake trout), 3673 nucleotides long. RefSeq names its product aminopeptidase O (putative). Gene Ontology annotation, molecular function: zinc ion binding; metalloaminopeptidase activity. Lineage: Eukaryota; Metazoa; Chordata; Actinopteri; Salmoniformes; Salmonidae. The transcript has 17 exons. The record is from RefSeq and is a predicted model, not a curated record. Bases 93 to 2597 code for a protein of 834 amino acids. Gene Ontology annotation, cellular component: nucleolus.